Messenger RNA from Hyposmocoma kahamanoa, 1075 nucleotides. RefSeq lists its product as uncharacterized. The record is from RefSeq and is a predicted model, not a curated record. The transcript is spliced from 9 exons. Gene Ontology annotation, molecular function: protein binding. The annotation marks the transcript as partial. Lineage: Eukaryota; Metazoa; Arthropoda; Insecta; Lepidoptera; Cosmopterigidae.
AACGUCGGCGGUCGCCUUGCGAAUGGCGGAGGUUCCAAGGAUGCUGGCGAGCCGUUGCUUAAUGGGCAUGUCCAUAUUACUGAGAACCCUACGAGAAGUUACAGCUGUCCCCAGGGACAUUGGAUUGAUCCACAUUGGUCGUCGAAAUUUUACGGUGACUUGGCGAUGUUACGAGGCAGAAGCAUCAGACGAGGUUUACGUCUACAUGGUUUGCGCCAGGAUGGUGGACGGGAAUGACAAAUGCCAGGAAAGCAAGAGAAACUCUGCGACUUUCGAAGGCCUGCAACCUAACACAGUGUACGAAGUGCGAGUUCAGGCUCGUAUACCAAAUCGUGCUCUGGGCGGGCCUUUCAGCCCACCUUACACUGUCACUACAUUGGCUGAAGGUCCUCAGCGCUUCAAAGACCUAAAAGGCGUGUUCAUAAACUCGACAACUCUGCAUGUCUCCUGGAACGGCCCUCCGGGGAAGUAUACUGUGCGCUAUAGCACACGGCUCUGGUUACCUGUCGAACAGUGGACUUCUGUGCAGACUGAUAGUAAUAAUGUUUUGAUUCACGAUGUGGAACCGGCAGAUAAGACCUACGUAAUGGUGAUUGGGUACAACCCCCCGGAGCACAGCCAAGUGGAGACCAUCACUCCAGGUAAAGAAGAGGUGCACUACAAAUACACGCGUGAUGGCAUCCUGGUGUGGUGGACCGGUCAACGCCCGGGGGCCCACGUGAUCCGCUACGAGCAGAAUAUCACGCGCCCGCUCGAGCAAUGGCGUAGCAUUGUGGUCCCGCAAUCUUCUAUUGAGUUGACGGACUUGAAUCCUGAUCUGCCGACGUACGUGAUGGUGUCAUCCAGUAAGGGUUCUCUCGGUGAAGUCCUCAACAUCGCGCCGAGGCCGCAGCAGGAUGAUAACUCCGCGUGGUACUUAGCCGUGGGCAUACCUUGCGGGUUGUUUGUAUUAUGCUUGUUGGCCGUAGCAGCUGUCUGUUUGUGGCGAAGACGGAAAAUGGCGCGUUCGCCAAGGCAACGCCGGCGAAACGCAAGUCCUAACGAUGGGAAUGCAGAGGAAGGUGCUGAAAUGAAG